Messenger RNA from Galleria mellonella (greater wax moth), 1016 nucleotides. RefSeq names its product origin recognition complex subunit 6 (gene Orc6). Bases 117 to 977 code for a protein of 286 amino acids. The transcript has 6 exons. Lineage: Eukaryota; Metazoa; Arthropoda; Insecta; Lepidoptera; Pyralidae. Gene Ontology annotation, cellular component: nuclear origin of replication recognition complex. Gene Ontology annotation, molecular function: DNA binding. The record is from RefSeq and is a predicted model, not a curated record. Gene Ontology annotation, biological process: DNA replication initiation; DNA replication.
UGUCACUGUCAAUGUCACAACAGUAUUCAAUUUUAAUAUAUUCAAUUCAAAAAGUUCUUAAGUAAAAUUUUAUAAUUAACUAAAUAUUAAUUCAUUUACGUGAGUAAAAUAUAACCAUGGCGGCAUACAAUAGAACUCUUAAUUUUAUAGCUUCAAAGUUGGGUCUGAGUGAGGAAGAAAAAGUUUUAAAUAAAGCAGCAGAAUUUGAGCGACUUCUUCAAGCAAAGACAAUAGCUGGCAGUAAUAUCACUGACGUUAGCAAAGUUGCUGUAUGCCUCGAUCUAGCUGCUAGAAUGAUUGGUGUUGAUUAUGACGUGAAAGCUGUCAUCAAAUAUUCAGGCCUCAAACCAGCUAUGUACGCCAACAGUCGAAAAGUCCUAGAGAACUUACUUGAAAUUAAUAGUGACAAAUUGAGUACUUCACUGCUAUGUAUCACUUUACAAUGCAACGGAGUUCAGACAUUAGCUGAUAAGAUACUGCAAGAUUAUCAGAAGCAGGCUAAAAUGGAAAUUGACUUGAAUCUCCCGCAAUAUGUAUGCAUGGCGGUGUAUCAAGCAUGCAGAAUUAAUAAAGUGAAAGUGCCAAAGAGUAAAAUAUUAGAGAAGAGUCGUUUAAAACCAGCGCAAUGGGCGAAGUUAGAUGCCGACUGGACUAAAUUCGUUGAUGAACACUUUGCUGGUGUCAAGAAGAGGGUGCGUCAACCAAAGGACCUGAAAGAAAACGAUGAUAAUCAAGAAAAAAUGGAAGUCGACAGUCCCAAAAAAGAAGAAACAGCUGAUCUACAAAUAGAGCCUUACAAGGACUGGAAACAGCGGAUGUUGGAAGCGGCGUAUAAAGAAUUGUCAGAGUUGGAAAACAAGGAAACACAGAGCAUGACUCCUAGGAGAUCACCACGGAAAACGCCACAGAAGUUUUCGCCAUAUAAAAAUUCUAGCAAAGAAAAAGGCGUACGGUUAUUAUUUCCACUUAAUUCAUGAUAUAUAACGUCAUUUUAUAUUAAAAGUGUUCAUAUCGAA